Verticillium nonalfalfae is the source of this 777-nucleotide messenger RNA. RefSeq lists its product as uncharacterized. NCBI's taxonomy places the organism in Eukaryota, Fungi, Ascomycota, Sordariomycetes, Glomerellales, Plectosphaerellaceae. The transcript has a single exon. Bases 1 to 777 code for a protein of 258 amino acids. The record is from RefSeq and is a predicted model, not a curated record.
AUGGACUAUACACGCCAAAACGACGAUCCGUUUGUCGACAUGCCGGCCAUGCCCUCGCCAACCCGCCAGUCCGCCGUUCCAGCACCCUUAAAGAUGGCCUACGUAAACAAGGCCUCAUCCACGCCCUACGCCCAUGGCUCUCCAUCCUCCCCUGAGACGUCACCGCCGCCUCGCCUCGCCGUCCACACAGCACCAGCGAGCACGAAUGGGACAGCCCCGCUCCUCGCUCUACAGCCACCAUCCCCCCGCACGCCGCCCGCAUCAGACCGCCCCUCGACGCCUCCAAAGCCCUUUGUCGAGCUCUGGACCCCGGACAGCCCCUCCGCCGCCCACCCAGGCCUGCCUCCGCCUCCGGCUCUGGCCUAUGAUCCACCUCUUACUCGCGCUCGUACACGCAGUAAUGAGGACGCGGGCUCCGUCUACUCAGCGUCGCCCUUUGCCGAUACCAACUCCCUCUACUCCUCCGACGGCGGGUACUCGCCGCCCCGAAAGCAGCAGGAGGCCAGCCGGUCGCGUCUCGCUCUGGUCCUCGGACCGGGCUCUGGAGCCGGUGCGUCGGCGAGGGGAGAGCACUACCGCGGCUCGCUCGAGACCGGGUCCCUGCACGAGGGCAAGGCCGUCGUUGCAUCGGAGGACCUGGCAGCAAGGCGGUGGAGGGGACAGAAGAUGAAGCUUGGGGCAUGGGCGUGCGCCCUUGGCGUCGUGCUGGUCCUGCUUGUGACUCUCGGCGUCGGCGUCGGCAUCGGCGUCAUUCGCGGCACCGCGAAAGAGGAGUAG